Molecule: messenger RNA, 2894 nt
Organism: Phyllopteryx taeniolatus (common seadragon)
Lineage: Eukaryota; Metazoa; Chordata; Actinopteri; Syngnathiformes; Syngnathidae
Gene: syvn1
Product: synovial apoptosis inhibitor 1, synoviolin
Exons: 16
Coding region: 343-2292 (649 amino acids)
Cellular component (GO): cytoplasm
Source: RefSeq, a predicted model, not a curated record
CUGCCGGCUAAGCUAGCUGCUGUUAGCUGACAUUAGCUAACCAUCUAAUGAACUACCUGCCGUUCGCCACGAACUUUAUGCAUUUCUUGCAUUUCUUUAUGGGAUAAAUUAACCUUGCCAAACAAUUGAUCGUUUGAUACUUUGCCGUCGCUUUUUGUUCGCUAUUACUUUACAGCCGUAUACCUGUCUCAUCUUUAGCAAGCUUUGAAGACGACCCAAUUUGAGCGAAAAAUAUCUUGGCCAAAUUAAGUAAAAGACCGUAACUCCAGAUUUUAGUCAAAUUAAGUCGUGUAUGUAUGUCUUUUAUCGUUGUCAGCGUUGUUUAGAGCUGUGAGGUGAAGCAUGAGUAAAGGGACAUAUGAUAAUAACGUUUUACGUGGGAGAAAGUGUGAUCAAGAAGCUGCAGUUCAGUCCAACAUGGCGCGAGCAACCUUGGUGACCGUCACCAGUCUGGCAUUGACUGGUGCUGUGGUGGUGCACGCUUACCUCCUCAAACACCAGUUUUACCCAACUGUAGUCUACCUCACCAAGAGCAGCCCCAGCAUGGCGGUCUUGUACAUUCAGGCCUUUGUAUUGGUGUUUCUUCUGGGAAAGUUCAUGCGGAAAGUGUUUUUUGGACAGCUAAGGGCUGCAGAAAUGGAGCAUCUCAUUGAACGUUCGUGGUACGCAGUGACCGAGACGUGCCUGGCCUUCACUGUCUUCAGGGAUGACUUCUCCCCACGCUUUGUUGCCCUCUUCACACUUCUGGUCUUCCUUAAGUGCUUCCACUGGUUGGCUGAGGACCGAGUGGAUUUUAUGGAGCGAAGUCCAAACAUAUCCUGUCUUUUUCACUUUAGAGUCUUAUCAUUGAUGGGGCUGUUGGGAGUGUUGGACUUUCUGUUUGUUUACCAUGCCUGUCAAAGUAUUAUCAACCGAGGAGCCUCUGUCCAACUUGUUUUUGGCUUUGAGUAUGCCAUCCUGUUAACCAUGGUAUUGACAGUGUUCAUCAAGUACGUCCUGCACACUGUUGAUUUGCAAAGUGACAAUCCUUGGGACAACAAGGCUGUCUUUAUGCUCUAUACUGAGCUCUUCACUGGUUUCAUCAAAGUUCUCCUGUACAUUGCCUUUAUGACUAUUAUGAUGAAGGUUCACACUUUCCCCCUGUUUGCCAUUCGGCCAAUGUAUCUGGCUAUGAGACAAUUUAAGAAAGCUGUAACUGAUGCUAUAAUGUCUCGGAGAGCCAUCCGCAACAUGAAUACACUCUACCCUGACGCCACUCCUGAAGAUCUGCAGGCCUCUGACAACGUUUGUAUCAUCUGUCGGGAGGAAAUGGUCACUGGAGCAAAGAAACUACCUUGUAAUCACAUUUUCCACUCCAGUUGCUUGCGGUCCUGGUUCCAGAGACAGCAGACCUGCCCCACCUGUCGUAUGGACGUCCUUCGGGCGUCUAAUAAUCAGACCCCUACCCCUGCCCAGGCUCCGCCCCCUGCUCCAGUAGCCCCUGCGCAUGCUCCUGCUGCCCAGCCAGCUAAUGUGGCACCCGGCAUGUUGCCUGGCUUCCCACCAGGUCUCUUUCCCUUCUGGGGUCCCUUUCCUGCCAUGCCUCCUCCAGCUGCGGCAGCUCCUCCCGGUGCUGCCGACGCACCACAGGGCAGCACAGAGGCAGCACAGGCAGCUGGUACCAGCCAGUCCACUUCAUCCGGUGCGGACCCAGCCACAGCUGCCACGCCGGGCUCUGCGAUGCCAGGAUUUCCCUUCUCCAUUCCCCCAUCUCCCUUCCCAACUGCACCGUGGCUGCCCAUGCCACCACCUCCUCCUCCUUUCAUGUCGUCCAUGCCUCCUCCUCCUCCGUCUCUGUCCCAACUGUCAGAGGAGGAGCUGAGGGAGCUGGAGGCCGAGGGUCGACGGGGCCUGGAGGCCAGGCUGCAGUGUCUCCAAAACAUCCAUACGCUGCUGGAUGCCGCCAUGCUUAACAUCCACCAUUACCUCAGCACAGUCGCCACACUUACUCCUCCGAGGUCUGACGGUGGCAGCGCAGGAGAAGCCAGUGGGACAAACAACUUGGCUUCAUUAGCCACUGCUAGUGCAGGCACAGACAAGCCGAGUCGGGAGAAUAACUCCUCCCCCAGCUUGAGCAGAGUUCCAGUCCAAACGGACGACUCGACUCCCACAUCCACCACUUGGGAUAGCGAGAGAAGAGACAAGACUGAUGAAGGAUCGGAGGAUGAGGUUGGCGAGCCAAACGCUGCCGAGUUGAGGCGCCGGCGGCUUCGGAAGCUCGAAACGGAACCUCUUCCGCCUGCAGACAAUUGAGCCGACAUGGCGGCAAAUGGCUGUGGACCAACAGAACAUAGAUGAUCUGUUGGUCGUGCUGCUCUCACCUUCUACAGGAUCCAAUUUGAGUUGGACUCAAAACUGCGGGAGGUUAAACCAGGGGCUCUUUUUCACUCCUAUGUCUAAAUUCUAGCAUGUUUUCCCCCCUUCUGUUUCACUCAACAAUAAAUAGUGGAAUGAGAGGACUGCAGGCACUUAAGUUGAAAGGAACUUAAAUGGGUGUUUCAAUUAGUAUUUGGCUGUCAGUGAGCUCAGUGCCUGCAUGUUAUUUUUUUUCUUUAAUCAGCUGGCUUCAGUAGAAGGCUUGUUACACUGCACUUACCAGAUCUAAAAAAAAAAAGAAAAAAAAAGUUGAUCAACAUUUUCUCCUCUUUACAAAUCAGGACUCUGUGUCCUGUUUAUUUUUUCUUUUUUUCCCCCCCAACGUUGCAGGUGCUGUAACAGGUUUGAAUGUGUACAUACUGUAUAGAGUUUUAUUAAGGUGAUCUGUACAUAAAGGAAAAACUGCAACAUUUUCUUUCAGGCUGUGUUUAAAACUAAUUCUAGGAAGUUUAUCAAUAAAAUGAGAAUGAAAGCGUUAA